Messenger RNA from Schistosoma mattheei, 1251 nucleotides. NCBI's taxonomy places the organism in Eukaryota, Metazoa, Platyhelminthes, Trematoda, Strigeidida, Schistosomatidae. The record is from the annotation of a GenBank genome assembly.
AUGGAACUGAUAACUUCUAAAGACUUUUCAACAUCAGAUAAAAAGAUGCCUGAAUGGGGUUCACCCAUCCAAAUAAGGAAGAAUGCUGACCAAAGUAGAUUUAUGGAAUGUUCUCUUUCAUUAGAUAUUCCGGUGAGCAACAGCAGUUCCCCGAAAAUAAGUAGACCUUCUGAUCUUUGUCGCGAAGUUGAAGAAUGGUUGGAAUCAAGACCGUCAUGGAUUGACCAAAAACAUCAGAAAAAUAAUCCAGCGUUACAAAUUUGCUUUUUAAAUACAUCUGAACAAAAUUUGUUCUCUUCCAUGGAAGCAAUAAUUGCUGAACCUUAUUUGGACAAUAAUGAUUAUAGAACUGGACAAAGUAAUAUAGAAACUAAUUUAUUUUCAACUGUUAACUCUAUUAAAACAAAUGAUAGUAUUCAAACAAUUAACUCAUUGAAUGACAAUGAAAUUAGUUUGAAUAGUAUUGAAGAUUAUGAUGAUAAUAAUUCACAGCGACUAACAUUGAAUGGUAAUUCAUCUUUUGUAAAUCAUAAAAAUGAAAAGAAUCGUACAAGUUCAUCAAUAUCUGGAAGAUCAUCUUUAUUAUUAGCUUUUGAAUCUUCGGUUAAUUUAAUUGAUUUAUUGAAUGAGAUCAAUAUGUAUUAUGAACGAUUAUUAGAUCAAUGUAGACAAGAUUGUUUUGAUGCACGAUCUGUUGUUUAUUUACAAGAAUUAAUAAAGAAUCAUAAACGAUUUCAAACAGAAACACAAAUUGCUAUUAUUCAAGUUCCAAAAAUAUCCGCAAUGCAAGCAGAAGUUGAACGUACAAAGAUUUCAUCGAUAACUCCAAAUAUAGCAAAAUUACUUCGAGUUGACUAUAGGAAGUUUCAAAUAUCCAAAGAAGAAUUAAUUCAAUUCUCCAUUUCUCAAUUGAAAGUUAUUAUGAAUGAUUUGCAUUCUAGAAUCGAAAGUCUAAACAAUUCGCUCAUGUUGUCAUUAGUCGAAAGAGAUGAGUUGCACCUAGAACAAGGUGGUAAAUUAAUUGCUUUAGAAGAUAUCAAGUCCUGGAUUAAAGAACUCAGUAUUCGUUCAUCAAUUCCUCAAGUUAGGCGACAAUUAUUUCUCAAUCUUUCAAGUAAUUUAUCAAAUAACACAUACAGUAAUGAUAUUUUUCCUAAACCUCAAACUAAACAUAACACUUUACCAAAAAGACCUCAAUGGAUGACAUCCUUAUUUAGUCGAGCAUCACAGCGACAUACUCUCUCAUUAUAA